Molecule: messenger RNA, 1509 nt
Organism: Clonostachys rhizophaga
Lineage: Eukaryota; Fungi; Ascomycota; Sordariomycetes; Hypocreales; Bionectriaceae
Source: the annotation of a GenBank genome assembly
AUGAAGAGCCUACUGCCAUACUUCAUCUUCCUCCUUCAAAGCACGGCAAGCAAUGCCCAAAACAACACUAAUACCGGAGACGUCUCCAGAUACGGCCUCACUACAGUGGACAUUCAGUAUCAGGUUCACUCAGCGUAUGGUUCUUCCGACAAUGUGACAUCAGUUCAGCGCCGAGUUGCGUACUCCGUCAUCAAUGGCAUGGCGACGAUCGAUGGCGAUAUAGUCUACGGAACCGAAGCCGAUAUCAAGCGCGAUAUUGUCUCCAAUAGUCAGAGACGGGCCGAUUUGGACUCAUUGGACUCAGAGUUCGAGAAGCGGGCUUUCUCCAUACGAUCUCGAAACUCAAGAUGGCCAGGUGGUAUUAUAGGAUACAGUUUCGACACCGCUGGCGCCACGUUUUUGACACCUGCUCUAAUAGAGGACAGAAAGCAACGGUUUCGAGACGCUACAAAACGGUGGUCGAACCGACUCAAGUGGCUUGAAUUUCCAGAGUUGACCGACUCUUACGACAAAGGUGCAAGCACGCCAGCCACUCGAGUUACCAUAACAUUCGUGGACGCAGACGUAUCUUGGUGGCCCGUCGGGAUGGCCGACACACAGAAAGCCAGUGUUGUCUUGCUUGGGAACGAGGACGAUUCGUUUUAUGUUCACGGCAUAGGACAUAUACUUGGACUCCAUCACGAGCAUCAGCGGCCCGACCGAUAUCGUUUCUUCAACUUGGAAUGCGCAAACGUCAUCGACUUCAACGGCAUCCCUGCCCAGUGCUCCCAAAGCGCGUGUCAAGGAUGGGGAUGCCAGUUUGCACCAAUCACCAACCCUCUGGUGUACAACUAUGAGGGUCCCUACGAUACAAACUCCGUCAUGCACUAUUUCGAGUGGCAAUUCGGCAAGAGCUUCACACAGAAGCCCUUGAUGGGUGUUGACAGUAAGGUUUAUGUUGGCAGGGGGACCCGACCAUCGCUCAUGGACCUCGUUCGCGUCUGCGAAAUGUACCCAGAUGAGUGUCGCGGAAUCUGUGGCGACGGUAUUUACGCUCCAUCCAACUACGAGGAGUGCGACCCUGGUCCGACCGGCUACGACCCCUCGGGAUACUGUACGGAAUAUUGCAAGAUUGAGAGCAGCUUCAAGUGCGGCAACUUCCAGCUGGAUUCCGGCGAGGAAUGCGAUGACGGUCCUAGUGGAAGCGCCACAUGUACACCUGACUGCAAGAAGAGGUCGUGCCUUAAGGAAUGCAACCCUAACGACGCCAACUCGUGCGAUAUCACCACUAGCUGUAUCCUAAUCGAAGGCGGUUCGGUAGCAAGCCAGGGCAAGCACUACUGUGCCUGCCGAGCCGGGUUCAGGGCUCCCUUGGAACAGAACCAGAUGAGGCUACCGUGGUUUACUCCGAUAUCACAAGAAGGGCGUGUGUUCGUUGAGCCUGGCCAAGCUUGUAAUAUACUCUGCAACGACUUCACUCUUGGAAGGGACGGCUGUAAAGAAGUAUCUCUUUCUUCCUCAUGUUAUUAG